AUGGGUUUGUGUGCAGAGAAAAAGCCCAAAUCCAAAAAGCUAGAAGGGCAGCCCUCAAAGAAUCUCAUGGCAGAAAGAAGGAGAAGAAAGCGUUUGAAUGACCGUCUUUCCAUGCUAAGGUCAAUAGUCCCCAAGAUUAGCAAGAUGGACAGGACCUCCAUUCUUGGAGACACGAUUGAUUACAUGAAAGAGCUUCUAGAAAGGAUAGGUAAGUUGCAAGAAGAAGAAAUGGAGGAGGGAACAAAUCAGAUAAACCUUUUGGGCAUUUCUAAGGAGCUAAAGCCAAAUGAAGUAAUGGUAAGAAAUUCCCCUAAGUUUGAUGUUGAGAGAAGAGAGCAGGACACAAGGAUUAGCAUAUGCUGUGCCACAAAACCAGGAUUACUACUGUCCACAGUGAACACCCUAGAAGCAUUGGGCCUUGAGAUUCACCAGUGUGUCAUAAGCACUUCAAUGAUUUUUCAAUGCAAGCAUCUUGCUCAGAGGCAGCUGAGCAGAGAAAUUGUAUGA
Molecule: messenger RNA, 507 nt
Organism: Sphenostylis stenocarpa
Lineage: Eukaryota; Viridiplantae; Streptophyta; Magnoliopsida; Fabales; Fabaceae
Source: the annotation of a GenBank genome assembly